Bufo gargarizans (Asiatic toad) is the source of this 1291-nucleotide messenger RNA. RefSeq names its product refilin A (gene RFLNA). The transcript is spliced from 4 exons. Bases 258 to 920 code for a protein of 220 amino acids. NCBI's taxonomy places the organism in Eukaryota, Metazoa, Chordata, Amphibia, Anura, Bufonidae. Gene Ontology annotation, molecular function: filamin binding. Gene Ontology annotation, biological process: negative regulation of bone mineralization involved in bone maturation; negative regulation of chondrocyte development; actin filament bundle organization. The record is from RefSeq and is a predicted model, not a curated record. Gene Ontology annotation, cellular component: actin filament bundle.
CUCCCUCCAGAUCUGAGAGCAGCAGCUCCAGGGAGCACUCGCCUCCAGCUCUCAGCUUCUAGCAGGCUGCACGUCCCUGGAAGGAUCUGCUCUCCCCUCCUGGCAGCAGCUGGAGCCCGGGUCUGAUCUGAGGGUGGUCUGCAUGUGCACAUUGGGAAGAUCCCAGAAUUGCAUCUGAUCUGCCAAGCAAGUGUGUGGAAGAAAUAAACAGAAAUUGGAUCAGGUUGUCCUGGGAGUUGACCUAGGCUCUGCCAGACAUGGUAGGACAUCUGAAUUUACAAGGGAUGGAAGACAGUUUGAAGGACAAGAAUCGGGAAGGGUUAUUGGAUAGUCCGGAUUCUGGCCUCCCACCGAGCCCCAGUCCUCCUUUCUAUUCUAUCUCUCCUGGCAUUACUGACAGCAGAGCUGAGGGCAGCAUUACGCCAACACAAUACCAAGGAUAUGCCUACAAGAAGGAAAGCAAAGAGGGAAAAGUGAUUCCAUAUCUUCUCCUUAACAACUCCCCUCCAGAGUCAAGGCCAAGAAUGCACCCGGUUGUGUUUGGGGAAAGCAUAGAAGUAAAUCCAGAGCCAGUCCAGGAAAUCAGGUGCAAUUCAGAAAUAAAAUAUGAUUCAGAGAAGCACUUUCGAGAUCAUGUGUUUUAUGCCCCAAUUCCAACUGUCACUUCUUUCAGUGAAACAAUUAUCUCCACCCCAAACUGCACGUGGAGAAAUUAUAAAUCUCAGCUACUUUUUGAGCCACGCAACAAGCCUCUGAGGUUUCAAAGCACAACCAUCAUCUAUCCAAAACAUGCCAAGAACAUUUACAGAACAACGCUCAACUACAACUGCGGGGGGCCAAAAAAAUGGUUUGCCUCCAGUGUACAUCUGGAACUGUGUGAGGAAACAAGCCCUUGUAUCAUAUACACUGAUGAUCUGUAAUCCAGAAGCAGGUUUAUCACCAUCUUUUUAAAGAGCCUACAUCGUAACAUUGCGAACAUCGAAGAGAGGAUCUACAGUCUGCAUUGGAAAUUCUUUUUGACUAUGAGUGAAACUGAAGACUUAGACGCUGGAACUGGGUUAACCAGUAUGAUUCUUAUUGAUAAUUUCUUGUAUUUUUUCUGUUUUUUAAUGUUUUUAGGUCAUAUGUGAAAUCAUAAAGAAUUUGACUCUAAUCAGAAAAAUUUGUUGAAAGGGUGGAUUGAGAUUUAUUGUUAAGUCUUGAAUGGAUUCAAAAGUUCCUUUGACUUUCAUGCAGUGUGUGAUCAUCUAACAAUCCCUGCUAUGACCCGGGGUGAAACUAGGGAAAUAAU